UGUGAAGUGUGUGGCGCUUGCUUCGCCUCUGUCGAUUUUAAGACUGUUCCAUCUUACCGAAAUAUAUACCCUAACCCCAAACAACAGCGAAGUUUUUAAAUUUGAGGUCUUGACAUAAACUAAGCGUGCUCAUUUCAUUGCCUCGAUAACAAACCACGCCCGCAUGCUGUCGAAACAGUGCUUCCUGUCGCAUAAAUGACGUAUGCGCGUUUUCUGAGGCUCCUGUAGUUUGCAAGAGAAAAGGACAGUUGUUCAUCAAAAUGGUGCGUAAUUGUGCGUACCCUGGCUGCCUAAACCUAUUUAAAAAAAUAAGAUUACGUUCGCAACCACGAUCUGAACGGGAAAGAUUGACUUUUCACCGAUUCCCAACCUUUGAUCCAUAUCGACUGGAAUCAUGGUUACUUGCUCUACAGCUGGAUACAAACACACCAAUGAGAAAGUUGAAAGCAUGGAGGAUCUGCAGUGAUCAUUUUAGCCCUGAUGAUUUCAGAGUCACCCUAGGGGGUCAAAUAUGGCUGAAAUCAACAGCUGUACCAAUAGUUUAUUCAGGAAGUGAGCAUACUCAAGAUGAUUCAUCUGAACUACAAAGCUGCAAAGAGGAAAACAUUGAUGAAGAGACAAGUUCACAAGGUGCAGGAAUUGCAUUGGAAGAUGUUGGACAGUCAACACUCGAGCAACAAAUGAACAUUGCUGUUGAAACAGCUCUUGCACAACAAGCGAAAUUGCAUAAAAAAUAUUUUCUCCUAUUACGUAAUCCACAGUUGUUAAAGUAUGGGCCAUAUUUUCCUCUUCCAUCUGUGCAGACUUAUAAUUCAGAUGAACCAAGUAUGGACCAUGAAGAGGAGUCUGAUGGCCUUGACCUACAUGUCAACAUACCGUCAUCAGAUCCACCAUCUCAAAUGGAUGCUAGCUUUUUUCCACCUAGUUCCACUUCUGACUCAACUAUGACAACUAAAACCGAAAAAGAGGAUGAUGAACAGUCAUGUAUAAAAAGGAAAUGGACUACAGAUGAGUCGACUGUGAUGAGACUGUUUCGAAGAUGUCAAGAAUGUGGUGCAUUAAUUACCAAAACAAAACAAGUUGAAUCUGGGAGCCUCAUCACUGUUUAUUGGGAAUGUGAACGAAGGCAUAAGGGGCAGGGGAAGUUUUCUCUUCACUGAGAAAUAAUUUUUGUCAUAGUUUUUUAUCAGCAACAUUUCAUUUACAUUUGACAUUCAUGCAUUUGGCAAAUGCUUUUAUACAAAUGCGUGAUUUGAGAUUGUGAACUAAACUCAACAUACAAUAAAAGCCAAAAGAAUGUCCUGUAUUUGAUAUAAAAAAAGUAAAUUAUAAGAUUGAUUGACAUGCGAGAAUAAAUAGAUUUCACUUUUUACCCAGGUGAAGUA
Molecule: messenger RNA, 1385 nt
Organism: Misgurnus anguillicaudatus (oriental weatherfish)
Lineage: Eukaryota; Metazoa; Chordata; Actinopteri; Cypriniformes; Cobitidae
Biological process (GO): regulation of transcription by RNA polymerase II
Cellular component (GO): nucleus
Molecular function (GO): DNA-binding transcription factor activity; RNA polymerase II cis-regulatory region sequence-specific DNA binding
Source: RefSeq, a predicted model, not a curated record